ACAGCCACAUACUUUCACAUUAUCUUCUCCAGUGGACACAUCAGCGCCUCCUCUUCCUGAGCUGGAAGAUUUCGGUCUCCUCCUUGGACACGAUCUUGCUUCUUGACAUUUCUUUUUUUCUUCUCCAAUUUCUACCAUCUCUCAAUUUUGUGGGGCCCCCUUUUUUUGGCCUUUUUCGUUUCCAGUUAUGUCAUCUCUUCUCAGGGAGGAGAUGCAGAGGAUUUUAUUCCGCCCUGAAAAGCACAAGUUGGUGGAGUUCAUAGAAAUUGAAGAGCUGUCGCGUGGGAAGCAUUUCCUGUGUGUCUCAGUUGGAAAGAACAGUGCAGUGGAGUUAUGCAUCGUGCAGUGUCACGUAUCCACGUCUUCAAAAUCCAAGAGGUCCCAAACCAAGCGCUCCAGCAUUCAGGACAGCUACAGGAAGGCGGAGGUCUGGUCACUGCAAGACUUGACCCUGGUCGAUGGGCGAGACCCCGAUGUGGACGAUCCCAGUUUCCUGCUGCACUUUGACAAAGUGCGUUCGGUGACGGCCGUCAACAGUUCUGCUAAAUACACCAUGGUUCGAGCCCUGGUUGCAGUCAGCGACCGCUACUGUAAGAGGUCACUGCCUCUAGAGAACUUUGACUUUGCUUACAUCAAGCCCACCACCUAUUACUCCAACAGAGGGGACUGUGUUGUGCUGUCACAGAUAUGCUUGUAUGCCUGUAAUUUGGUCUGUCUCUCCAUGUGCCCCGUUCCCCUGGAUUCAUAAGGAAACGCUGGAAUUUGAGUGCAUGUCUUGUGUGUGUGCUCAUAUCUUGGGCAUCAGUAGUUUAUGCAUCGUUCAGAACAAGACCUUGUUGGAGUUGUGAAGCUCACGUUUAUGGCUUUUUGUGGUUUUAAUAAAUCGUGAACUUGUUCUGUAUAAACAUGAUAUCUUACGUAUCUUGAUUAACUCGUCAAUUGCUUGUUUUCUGUUUUUUUUUUUAAUUAGAAAAUCACUUGACAACUACAAGAAAACUUUUCAAGAUCUCUGGGAUGUUGACCAACCUGUUUUAUCUUGUUAAAAUCCUACUUACAUCUCCUGCACUUUUCUUCAUCAGAGUGUGUAAGUUGGAGAGUAUUGCAACACUUUUUAAGAACCAUUUAUUUCUGGCAGAAAUGAUGUGAAGUUUGGAGAAAUUUAACAUGCUAUAUCUGGGUAACUUUGCUCUGGUUUGUGUAAAUGAUGUAAUACAGUUGAAGCACUUAAUUAAAACACAAAUAUUGUUACAUUUUCUUGACUCAAAACCAAUCACACUGCAAAAGCACCCCCUUGAAAUAAGUCAACAGUUCUUAAAAUAUGAGUUUUUUUCUUUGUUUUUUUAAACCAAUAGUAUUUUGCUGUCAAAAAUAUUUCUUGGAGAAAGCCUUUUUUUAGAUGAGGAUAUUUUUACUUCAUUAAGAUUCGGUUUUUGAAGUGUAGUUUUUAGUUUUGAGGUGGCAGUCAUCCCACCUCUUCAAGGUCAUGGGGUUGUUGGGGCCUAUACUGUCAGGUGAAGCUGGGUGCACACGGCACAGGUUGCCAGUCCAUUGCAGGGUCACACAGACAAUUAGAAAAUUAUAUCAGAGAAAACAAUAUUUGACCCUCUUUUCAUAAUUUGUAAACUUUUAGAACUUCCUAAAACAUGUAAAACUAUUAUUUCUAUUAUUUUUUGAAAGUACACAUUUCCAAAACAAAUUUGUGACCUAAAAAAAAGGAUGUUUACUUGUAAUACUUUUGUCUGAAAAAUAUGAUUUAUAUAUAAAAUGCAGGUUAGGAAUUUGUGUGAAAGUUUGCAAUGAAUUAAAAAAUGUAAGCUUUGUCUUAGACAAAAAUAGCCAUUUACAAAGCUACAAAAAAGGAAACAUCUACUUGAAGGGCUCACUUUAUUACUGUAUAUUAAUAAUUUUAUUACAAUAACAAGAAUCAUAAUAAUAGACAGCUGAACACACACAAAAACAAACAAACAAACAAAAAUACAACACAUUUCUACAGUCAAGAAUAAGUAAUUCAUUUUUUUUUUCUGCUGUCAAGAAAAAUGUGGUAAUUCUGUUUUGUUCAGAUCAGUUUUGUUACCACAGGGGGCGCCAUUAUCUAAAAAAAAUAGUUUAGAAAGAUGCUCAGUAACUUCGUUCUUUUAUUGGGCUAAUUUCACUUCUAACAUUGAUUGGAAAAAAGUCUGGUCUUUACCACAAAAAUACUUCUUAACAAAUAAAGUCAAAGAAAUCUCUUUUAAACUCCUACACAGAUUUUAUCCAGCAAAGCAUUAUUUAACUAAAUUUAAGGCUGACAUAAACACCAGUUGUACUUUCUGCCAGAAACAACCUGAAACCUGCUCUCAUUUAUUCUGGUCUUGUGAAUUUACAUACAGAUUUUGGAAAAACAUUCACAAAUUUAUCACCGAUUCUAUUUUUGCUGACAUACAACUUUAUUAUAAAAACAUACUUUUUGGUUUUCAUAGCUUUGAUGUCAAAGACCGUGAUGCUUUCUUUUGUGUAAACAUGGUAUUAUUUAUCGCUAAAUUUCAUAUACACAAAAGAAAAUUUUCCAAUAAAAAACCGGAUUUCUUUGUGUUCAAACUGGAACUGCAGCGUUAUUUAAACUUAAUUUCUGCUUCAAAAAAUACAAAAGCUCAAAAAACAAUUAGCAUCUGUAAAUCUUUUGGACCGCUGACAUAGAUUUACUCUCGCAUUUUCUCUUUUCUCUUUUUUUUUUUUUGUUUCUUUUUAUUUCUUAUUCCCUUUUGUGUUUAUUAUUA
Molecule: messenger RNA, 2756 nt
Organism: Oryzias latipes (Japanese medaka)
Lineage: Eukaryota; Metazoa; Chordata; Actinopteri; Beloniformes; Adrianichthyidae
Gene: exoc1l
Product: exocyst complex component 1 like
Source: RefSeq, a predicted model, not a curated record